AGCAUGCGAAUGUUAUGAGUAAAACAGAAAAACUGCAAAGCAGAGCUAUGGAGAGUAUCAGCGAUGGAAAAUGGGAUAAUUUGCCAGUGAAACUUCACGACAGCAUACUGCUGACUCUGAAGAAACUUGGAUUUACUUAUAUGACUCCGGUUCAGUCAGCAUGCAUCCCUCUUUUCAUGAGCAAUAAAGAUGUCGCAGCUGAAGCGGUUACAGGCAGUGGGAAGACUCUUGCUUUUGUCAUUCCUCUGAUAGAAAUCCUCAUGAAACGUGAGGAGAAGCUGAAGAAAAUGCAAGUUGGUGCUUUGAUCAUCACACCGACCCGCGAGCUGGCCAUCCAGAUCAGUGAAGUUGUAGGCCAGUUUCUUGAAGAGUUUCCUCAGUUCAGGCACAUUCUUUUAAUUGGUGGAAGCAACCCCAUUGAAGAUGUAGAAAAGUUCAAGACCAAUGGCGCGAAUAUCGUGAUCGGAACGCCUGGGCGACUGGAGGACAUGUUCAGGAGGAAAGCUGAUGGCCUUGACUUGGCUAGCUGUGUGAAGGCUUUGGACGUGCUUAUUCUAGAUGAAGCUGACAGACUCCUGGACAUGGGCUUUGAAGCAAGCCUCAACACUAUUUUGGGUUAUUUGCCCAAGCAGAGGCGUACAGGCCUUUUCUCAGCAACGCAGACUCAGGAACUGGAGAAGCUGGUGAGGGCUGGCCUCCGAAACCCGGUCCGUAUCACUGUGAAGGAGAAAGGAGUGGCAGCUACAAGCGUCCAGAAGACACCAGCGAGGCUUAGUAAUUACUACACGAUCUGUCGAACACAAGACAAGUUUAACACGCUGGUGGCUUUCCUGAGACAACACAAACAUGAGAAGCAGCUCAUCUUCUUCAGCACGUGUGCCUGCGUGGAGUAUUUCGGCAGAGCGCUGGAGGUCUUGAUCAAAAAUGUCACCAUUCUUUGUAUCCAUGGCAAGAUGAAGGACAAGCGGAACAAGAUCUUCUCCGAGUUUCGGGAAUUAAAGAGUGGGAUACUCGUGUGCACCGACGUGAUGGCAAGAGGCAUCGACAUCCCGGAUGUGAACUGGGUGCUACAGUACGAUCCUCCAAGUAGCGCAAGUUCUUUUGUGCAUCGAUGUGGCCGAACUGCUCGUAUCGGGAACCGAGGCAAUGCUCUUGUCUUUCUCCUGCCAAUGGAGGAAUCCUACGUCAAUUUCCUGUCUAUCAAUCAAAAAUGUCCUCUCCAGCCGUAUCCUCCUGUAAAGGACGUAGUGGACGUGUUGCCCAAACUGAAGGCUCUGGCGUUAGGCGACAGGGCCGUUUUUGAGAGAGGAAUGAGGGCGUUCGUCUCGUUUGUCCAGGCUUACGCAAAGCACGAGUGCAGCCUAAUAUUCCGACUCAAAGAUCUGGACUUUGCUGAUUUAGCUCGAGGCUUUGCUCUUCUUCGUAUGCCCAAGAUGCCGGAGUUGAGAGGCAAGACGUUCCCUGACUUUGAAGAGAUCACAAACACGGACUCGAUCCGCUUCAAGGACAAGAACCGAGAGAAACAGAGGCAGAAAUCUUUACAAGAGCAAAAGGAAAGGGAAAAGGACGCACCGUCCCGGAAAAGGAACUUCAUUAAGAACCAAGCCUGGUCCAAGCAGAAAUCCAAGAAGGAUAAGAAGAGGAAGAUAGCUGCCAAAAGGAAGAUGAAUGAGGGAUCAGAUGUGGAUGACGAAGACAUUGACGAGCUUUUGAGCGACACACGUCUACUGAAGAAGCUCAAGAAGGGAAAGAUUAGUGAGGAAGACUUUGACAAGCAAAUGAGUGCAGGAAGAAGUUCAAAGCAUAAAAGAUCAGAUCCCUCUCACGAGGACAGCGCAGAAGGAAAGAGUGAAUGAAGACAAACCUGGACUGUAAUUCAAAUUUCUGUUCUGCCGAGAUAUCAGUGUGCUGCAUCAGCACAGGCAAAAAAAAAAUCAUCAAAGUCUGUGGUUACACAAUUGUUAUUGUUGUAUAUCAGCUUCUGUAAUAAUUAAAGCCCGGAGGAUUUUUGUGGUGAGAGGAAAACUGGGUAUGUAUUACAGAAAACAGAUUUUGUAAACAUAUAUACUUUCAGAGUUUUGAAAUUUGAUUAUUUCAUACAGUCUCAGAAGAGGCUUAUCUGUAAUGUUUACGCGUCUUAUAGGGUUGUAUUUGCAGAAUAUCUUGUGCAAAAUAAACGCCCAUCUAUUUACA
Messenger RNA from Neoarius graeffei (lesser salmon catfish), 2193 nucleotides. It is a transcript of the gene ddx55, whose product is annotated as DEAD (Asp-Glu-Ala-Asp) box polypeptide 55. The record is from RefSeq and is a predicted model, not a curated record. Gene Ontology annotation, molecular function: RNA helicase activity; ATP binding; nucleic acid binding. The coding region runs from base 15 to 1856 and encodes 613 amino acids. Gene Ontology annotation, cellular component: nucleolus. NCBI's taxonomy places the organism in Eukaryota, Metazoa, Chordata, Actinopteri, Siluriformes, Ariidae. The transcript has 14 exons.